This is a messenger RNA of Phyllopteryx taeniolatus (common seadragon), 2542 nucleotides long. RefSeq names its product tripartite motif-containing protein 16-like. Lineage: Eukaryota; Metazoa; Chordata; Actinopteri; Syngnathiformes; Syngnathidae. Gene Ontology annotation, molecular function: protein binding; zinc ion binding. Bases 67 to 1629 code for a protein of 520 amino acids. The transcript has 8 exons. The record is from RefSeq and is a predicted model, not a curated record.
CUGACUCCACACUGUGCUCAUCUGGCGCCAACGUUGGAGCGCAGACGCGCUUUAGCGACAAGCAAAAUGUUGUCGUUUCCACACGCCACCCGGGCCGCUACCGCCUCCUGCAGCCGGGGAGCAGCGCGUCAAGACCGAUACCACACAGAGGAUAGAGGCCGUCGCUCCACGAGCCGCAACCAGAACAGGACGCAGGCCAAACACGGCGAGGUCCUGUGCGACUUCUGCACCACCAGGAAGCAGAAGGCCGAGAAGUCUUGCUUGGUGUGCCUGGCGUCUUACUGCGAAACCCACCUCCAGUCUCACUACGACUACCCAGCGUUGAUGAAGCACAAACUGGUCAAAGCUACAGGCCAGAUGAGGGAGAAGAUUUGCGCUCAGCAUGACAAGCUGCUGGAGGCCUUUUGUCGCACCGAUCAGACAUCCGUGUGCGUUCUGUGCAUGAUGGACGAGCACAAGCACCAUGACAUUGUUCCGGCUGGAACUGAGAGGACAGAGAAACAGAAACAACUCGGCACCACGCUGCACAAAUCCCAGCACAGGAUUGACGAGAGGGUCAAAAAGUGGCAGGAUCUCCGACAAGCUGUGGAAGCUGUGAAGCACUCAGCUGAGUCGGUCCUGGAGGAAAACGAACGUAUCUUCACGGAGCUCCUGCUCUCCAUAGAGAGGAAGUACAACGAAGUCAAGGAGAUGGUGCGCUUGCAUGAGAAGACCACGGUGAACCGCGGGGAAAUUCUCCUCGACCGCUUGGAGGAAGAGAUCACCCUGCUGAGGAAGAGACACACCGACCUGGAGAAGCUAUCCCACACUGAUGACCACAUCCAUUUUUUGCAGAGCUGGCAGUCUCUGUCUGGCCCUUCGGGUUACGAGGACCUGAACAAUGUCAGCGUUGCGCCCAAUUACUCCUUCGAAGCCACCAAGAGAGCCAUCGGCGCCAUGAAAUUACAAAUGGAGGAAGUCAGCAAGAGAGAGACGACUAAAAUCUCUGCAGCAGUGAAAGAAGUCUACAUCACGCAGGAAAGCGAGAAAAAAACAAGGAAAGAAUCCUUGUUUUUCACAGAGCCAAAGAUGAUGGAAGAACCAAAGACCAGAGAGGAUUUUUUGAGAUACUCUUGCCAGCCGAUUCUGGAUGUCAACACCGUGCACCGGAACCUUCACCUCUCUGAGGGCAACCGAACCGCCACAAUGAAGAGCGAGCCUAAGAACUACCCCGAUCACCCGGAACGAUUUGACCACUGGCAGCAGGUGCUUUGCAAAGAAGGCCUGGCUGGGAGUCGCCGCUACUGGGAGGUGAGCUGGAAGGGAUCGGAAAUUGACGUGGCUGUCACAUACAGGGGCAUUUUCCGGAAAGGAAACAACAACGUGUGCAGCCUGGGCUGGAACGACAAAUCCUGGAGCCUCUACUGCACCGAGUCCAAAUUCUCCUUCGUGCACAACAACAAGACCACGGACCUACCCGUCUCGAGGUCAUCUCGCGUCGGCGUCUACUUGGACCAUGCGGCGGGGGUGCUGGCGUUUUAUAGCGUGUCCGAUGCCAUGCAGCUGCUGCACCAGGUCCGCACUACUUUUACUGAACCUGUGUACCCCGCUUUCAGCGUGUGGGGCUACAGUAGCACCAUUCGACUAUAGGAAUACACUUCAGUGGCAUCUAAAACGGGAUACACACAGCAAUUUUUAACAUCCUAACUAGUUUGACUGUGAGAGAUCCCACACAUGGGGGAAAAAAAAAUCAACCGGUGUGCUUACUGCUCUUAUGGUGUGUGGUGUACUCAAGAUGACAAACACAGCACACCACACACUACACUAGUUCUACAUUGACAAGUGGGUCUCCUCCCCAAACCAGAAGUCUGGCGUAGUACCAAGGCUGACCAGUGAGAGACAGCACACGCCACACCAGAGGAUAAUCACUCAGGAUAAUCAUUAGAGACAUCUGAGAAUCGGGCCUUUGCUGACUUGGGCUGAAAGGGAGCGAAAAGGCUCAAAUUUGUUCCAAUUGUUGUGUGUACGCCGCUUAAUUUGAUGAUUAAUAAGCAACACGAUGCUUAUGUAAUUUCUAGUUUAAAAUGCAUUUGAUGUGUCAUAGUUCCUCACACAGAGCAGGUUUUCCUGUCUGAAUUUGUGAAACGACUGCAACUUUAAUACAUAUUAUUUAAACUGACAAGUGUUCAAUGAAAUGUGGAUCAGACAUGCUGGCCCCACCAUUAAAUUCAUAAUGAUAAUUAAUCAUAAUCAUCCAUCCAUUUUCUAUUGCAAUAUCUACAGUCCUCGUUGUAGCGGCCGGGGAGCUAGAACCUAUCCCGGCUGACUUUUUGGCCAAGAAGUGGGGUACGCCCUGGAGUGGUCGCCAACCGAUCCCAGGACACAAACAGACAAACCUAUGCACAAUUUAUUUCUACUGGCCCUAACCUCAUAACUGCGAUGCUAACCACUAAACCACUUUGCUGGUUAGGGCUAAUGUGCUUUUUAAUUUCAUUAUUAAUUGCAAUAUUAGGAAUGUAGACUGCUGCACGCAAUAAAGUUUUUUUUUUUUUUUUUUAAUGUA